CGUGCGUCCAGAGCGAUGGAAGACAUGGAACUACCCAACUACGCAACUCCUUGAUCCAAGCACUCACAACUCAUCCAUCUAGGCACUCACAACUCGAUCAUCUAGGUUCUAACGCUACACAACUGAGUGACAACUCGCUCAUCUUGCAUCCCAUCACCAAUACACCACCCACGCUCCAUGGCUUACAAGACCAAGUCCGUCCUUGUCACAGGCUGCUCUGCCGGCGGCAUAGGCCAAGCCAUUGCCUACGCCUUCCAUCAAAAGGGCUACCACGUCUUCGCCACCGCCCGAACGCCGUCGAAAAUCCCAUCGACUCUGUCCAGCGCGCCCAACGUCACCGUUCUCGAGCUCGAUGUUUUGUCCUCGGACUCCAUUGCCGAGGCGGUUCAGAGCGUCUCCGCCAAAACCGGUGGCCGGCUAGACGUCCUCGUCAACAACGCGGGACAAGCCUCGGUCAUGCCUGCGCUCGACGUGGACAUUGACGAAGCCAAAAAGAUCUUCGACCUCAAUUUCUGGGCCCCUCUGGCCAUGCUGCAGGCUUUUGCGCCGCUGUUGAUCGAGGCACGGGGGUGUCUCGUGAAUAACACUAGCGCAAGUGCCGUGUGUCCCUUUCCCUUGAUGAGCGUCUACAACGCCUCCAAGGCCGCCCUGGCAACGGCAAGCGAGACUUGGCGCCACGAGCUCACUCCCUUUGGCGUACGGACCAUAACCCUCAUCACCAUGGGCGUCAACACGGGUUCGUUUACCAGGCCUGGGAGAAAGCCCACUGUCCUGCCGGAGUCGUCGCGGUAUGCCGCUAUCGGAGAUUUUGUCCUCGGCAUCCAAGAUGGGAGGAUGCAGAAGGGGGCCAUCUCGCCGUCGGAAUUCGCUGCCAAGGUCGUCAGCGAGGUGGAAAAGGGUGCAUAUGGGACUGUUUGGGCUGGCACGCAGGCUUUUAUCGGUCGGCUGAUGUUUUGGCUGUCGCCUCAACCUGUGUUGGACAUGCUUGUCCAGAGCAUCGUUCCGUUUGCAAAGGAGAUGGCCAAGGCUAGAAAGAAAGCGGAUUGAUAAGAUGAGACACAGCCUUGCUUGGAAUUAACGUCGGUCUGCUUGUGUUUUCGAUGUGGCUUCUCGUCAGAUGUAAGAUAGCCAAGG
Molecule: messenger RNA, 1134 nt
Organism: Canariomyces notabilis
Lineage: Eukaryota; Fungi; Ascomycota; Sordariomycetes; Sordariales; Chaetomiaceae
Product: short-chain dehydrogenase/reductase
Exons: 3
Coding region: 178-1047 (289 amino acids)
Biological process (GO): phosphatidic acid biosynthetic process; triglyceride catabolic process
Cellular component (GO): endoplasmic reticulum; lipid droplet
Molecular function (GO): triacylglycerol lipase activity; acylglycerone-phosphate reductase (NADP+) activity
Source: RefSeq, a predicted model, not a curated record